Molecule: messenger RNA, 1829 nt
Organism: Oxyura jamaicensis (ruddy duck)
Lineage: Eukaryota; Metazoa; Chordata; Aves; Anseriformes; Anatidae
Product: transportin-1-like
Biological process (GO): protein import into nucleus
Cellular component (GO): cytoplasm; nucleus
Molecular function (GO): nuclear import signal receptor activity
Source: RefSeq, a predicted model, not a curated record
GCUGCAUGCAGGGUAUGAUUUCAUAUCUUCCUGAGCUGACCCCUCACCUUAUUCAGUGCCUUUCCAACAAAAAGGCUCUUGUGCGCUCCAUUACAUGCUGGACUCUUAGUCGCUAUGCACACUGUCAACCCCCAGACACAUACUUGAAGCCAUUAAUGACUGAGUUGCUAAAGCGUAUCCUGGAUAGCAACAAGAGAGUACAAGAAGCUGCCUGCAGUGCCUUUGCUACUCUAGAAGAAGAGGCUUGUACAGAGCUUGUUCCUUAUCUUGCAUAUAUACUUGAUACUUUGGUCUUCGCAUUUAGUAAAUACCAGCAUAAAAACCUGCUGAUUCUUUAUGAUGCUAUAGGAACUCUAGCAGAUUCUGUAGGACAUCAUCUAAAUAAACCAGAAUAUAUUCAGAUGCUAAUGACUCCGUUAAUCCAGAAGUGGAAUAUGUUGAAGGAUGAAGAUAAAGAUCUCUUCCCUUUGCUAGAGUGCCUGUCAUCAGUUGCUACUGCCUUGCAAUCUGGCUUUCUUCCAUAUUGUGAACCUGUGUACCAGCGUUGUGUAAAUCUGGUGCAGAAGACCCUUGCUCAAGCUGUGUUGCACAAUGCUCAGCCAGACCAAUAUGAGGCUCCAGAUAAAGACUUCAUGAUUGUGGCUCUUGAUUUACUCAGUGGUUUAGCUGAAGGACUUGGAGGCAACAUUGAACAGUUAGUGGCUUGCAGCAAUAUCCUGACACUAAUGUACCAAUGCAUGCAGGAUAAAAUGCCUGAGGUACGGCAGAGUUCUUUUGCAUUGUUAGGUGAUCUGACAAGGGCAUGUUUUCAGCAUGUUAAGCCUUGCAUUGCUGACUUCAUGCCCAUUUUGGGAACCAACCUAAAUCCUGAAUUCAUUUCUGUGUGUAACAAUGCCACUUGGGCAAUUGGAGAAAUCUCCAUCCAGAUGGGUAUAGAGAUGCAGCCUUAUAUUCCAAUGGUGUUGCACCAGCUUGUAGAAAUAAUUAACAGACCCAGCACACCAAAGACAUUGUUAGAGAACACAGCAAUAACAAUGGGCCGUCUUGGUUACGUUUGUCCUCAAGAGGUGGCCCCCGUGCUACAGCAGUUUAUAAGACCCUGGUGUACGUCUCUGCGAAACAUAAGGGACAACGAGGAAAAGGAUUCUGCGUUCCGUGGGAUAUGUACAAUGAUCUCAGUCAACCCCAGUGGAGUAGUCCAAGACUUUAUUUUUUUUUGUGAUGCUGUUGCAUCAUGGAUUAACCCAAAAGAUGACCUCCGAGACAUGUUCUGUAAGAUUCUUCACGGAUUUAAAAAUCAAGUUGAGGAUGAGAAUUGGAGGCAUUUCUCUGACCAAUUUCCUCUUCCCUUAAAAGAGCGCCUUGCAGUUUACUAUGGAGUUUAACCUCGUGCACUGUACCUGCAGUCCCAUAAUUAAAGGUCCUUCAGUCUGGGAGUCUAUGAGGGAGUCUCUGCACCCAGGGAAAUAUUACCCUUUACUGGGGGGAAGGGUAAACCAGUAGGGAAUACAGUACAAUCCCAACUGUACUGGAAGGGGUGGGAGGGAAGUUGCUGUCACUGUAUUAAGUCAAUGUUGGGAAAUGUUUAAACAUCUGGAGCCUUUGUAGGUUGAAAUCUAUCUCCUAUUACAACUCUGCAAUGGACGUGAAGAAGAAGGAAAAAAAUAUUCACAAAACAGCACUUCCUGGAAUAUUGUGGGGAAUUGUACCAAAACAAGAAACACAUAAUUGAACUAUAGGGAUAUGUGAAGAGGAAAACUAUUUUGCACAUAAUAAAGGAAACCUAAGAAUGGGGGAUCACAAACAGUAAAAGGCUUUUUUUUUUCUUU